UGUAUGAAAUGAAAUUGAAUGAAACAAACGAAACAAAACGAAAUGAAAUUGAGUGAAUCAGAAGAAGAAAGGUAAUGAAUGCAAUGCAGAACCUUGCUCAAUCUUUCUCUCUCAAUCCAUUUCUCUUUCAAGAUCGUAACUUUACUCAAUUCCCCCAAACCCCACACCAAUUCCACGCUCUCUAUCUCAAAAGCGGCACCUUGAAUCACCCUUCUCUCUCUUCUCGCCUUCUUUCCCUCUACACGGACCCCAAAAUCAACGACCUCAAAAGUGCCCUCUCCCUGUUCGACGCAUUGCAACAACCCUCUCUGCUUUCGUGGAACUUGAUCAUCAAGUGUUGCGUUCAGAACCACCGUUCCAAUGAUGCUGUUGCACUCUUUCGCCGAAUGGUUCUUCAUGGGGUUGUGCCCGAUGGGUUCACGCUCCCUUGCGUGAUCAAGGGCUGUGCUCGCUUGGUUGCGGUUCACGAGGGAAAACAGGUUCAUGGGUUGGGAUUGAAAAUUGGGUUCGGUUCGGAUAAGUUUGUGCAGAGUAGUUUGGUGAGCAUGUAUGCGAAGUGGGGUGAGAUGGGUGUGGCUAGAGAAGUGUUUGAUCGAAUGGAGGAUAAGGAUUUGGUGUCUUGGAACUCUUUGAUUGAUGGGUAUGCUAGAAAUGGUGAUGUUGAGUUUGCGAUGAAGCUGUUCGAUGAAAUGCCUGAGAGGGAUGAGUUUACUUGGACUGCUUUGGUUGAUGGGUUAUGCAAAUGCGGCGAGGUUGAGACUGCAAGAGAGGUGUUUGAUCAAAUGCCUAGUAAGAGCUUGAUCUCCUGUAAUGCUAUGAUUAAUGGGUAUAUGAAGUGUAGGAAAGUCCAUCUGGCUAAUCAGUUGUUUAGCCAGAUGCCGGUGAGGAGUCUGAUAAGCUGGAACUCAAUGAUAGCAGGUUUCGAGCUCAAUGGGUGGUAUGUUGAAGCUUUAGAGUUGUUUGAUGCACUUUUGAAAGAGGGACUCAUGCCCAGCAAUGUUACAAUACUCGGUGCUCUUUCAGCAGUUUCAAGUUUAACUGUUCUCAGUAAUGGAAGAUGGAUUCAUUCGUUUAUGGUUAAACAUGGCUUUGAAUUAGAUGGCGUACUUGGUACAUCGCUGAUAGCAAUGUAUUCCAAGUGUGGCAGCAUAGAGAGUGCCAUGAAAGUUUUUGAAGCAAUAGCCAAUAAGAAGUUGGGACAUUGGACGGCUAUAAUUGUGGGGUUAGGAAUGCAUGGCUUAGCUGACCAAUCUCUUGAGCUUUUUCAGCAAAUGCGCAGAAUUGGAAUGAAACCACAUGAUAUAACUUUCAUUGGAGUGUUGAAUGCUUGUAGUCAUGCAGGAUUGGUUGAUGACGGAAGCCGAAUUUUUCACAUGAUGAUAGAUGAAUACAAAAUCAAGCCAACAGUUGAGCAUUAUGGUUGCUAUGUUGACAUUUUGUGUCGAGCUGGACAUCUAGAGCAGGCAAAGAUGAUCAUUGAAAGCAUGCCAAUGAGGCCAAACAAAGUUAUCUGGAUGAGUUUGCUCGGCGGUUCUAGGAACCAUGGAAAUUUGGAAAUUGGCGAAUAUGCAGCUCAUAAUUUGAUUGAGGCAGAUCCAGAUUUCACUGGGUGUUACACCGUGCUGUCAAACAUGUAUGCUGCAGCUGGGAAGUGGGAUAAGGUUUCGCAAGUAAGGGAAAUGAUGAAGAAAAGAAGAGUAUCCAAGGAUGUUGGAUGCAGCUUCAUUGAGCACAGAGGCCAACUUCAUAGGUUUAUUGUGGGUGAUAGAUCACAUCCGCAAUCUGAGGACAUAUAUGCAAAAUUGAAGGAGAUGAGGGAAAAACUGAAACAAGCUGGUCAUGUUCCUGAUACAAGCCAGGUUCUACUGAAUAUUGAAGGGGAGAAAGAAAAGGAAUCUGAAUUAGAGAACCACAGUGAGAGGUUGGCCAUAUCAUUUGGCCUCAUCAAUAUGGAAGGCACAACUCCUAUUCGUAUCAUAAAAAACCUUAGAGUCUGUAAUGAUUGCCAUGAAGUUACUAAACUCCUGUCUGUAAUCUACCAUCGCGAAAUUGUAGUUAGAGAUAAUAGCCGGUUCCAUCAUUUCAAAAAUGGAUCAUGUUCUUGCAAUGAUUUUUGGUGAUUGCAUUUCCAUUAGCAUUAUAGUAUGUCAUGGAUUCUUGGGCAGCUUUGAACAUAUUUGUCUGAGUUGUUUCCCUGUCUCCUUGUCUAGUUGUAUAUUGAUCUUAAAAAUUGAUAUAGCCAUU
Molecule: messenger RNA, 2244 nt
Organism: Arachis stenosperma
Lineage: Eukaryota; Viridiplantae; Streptophyta; Magnoliopsida; Fabales; Fabaceae
Product: pentatricopeptide repeat-containing protein At1g08070, chloroplastic-like
Exons: 1
Coding region: 75-2120 (681 amino acids)
Biological process (GO): RNA modification
Molecular function (GO): RNA binding; zinc ion binding; protein binding
Source: RefSeq, a predicted model, not a curated record